Messenger RNA from Arabis nemorensis, 996 nucleotides. The record is from the annotation of a GenBank genome assembly. NCBI's taxonomy places the organism in Eukaryota, Viridiplantae, Streptophyta, Magnoliopsida, Brassicales, Brassicaceae.
AUGGUUACUUUUGUUUUCAGGCCUGAUAAUUACGAUGAGUUGAGCACGGGUCCAGAUAAGUUUGUUGGGCGAGAUGACAGAUCAGGGAUGUGUAUGCAUAACAGGAGUCCAGGGAGAGGCUAUUUUGGCGUUUGGAAUCCCAAACGCCGCUUCUCCCCACCUAAUUACAAAGGCGGUUCCUAUGGUUUUGGGCGCCCACGACAUAAAAGCAUGGUAGAUGAGCGAAGUAUGAUGAACGGCUUUGAUCAAUCAGGGUCUGGACCAGGACCAGGACCAGAUGGUCAUGUACGGAGGCAGUUCUCGGAUGGUGGGUACCGAGGGCGGUUUAGAAGGUUCUCAGAUGGUGGGGAUCGUGAUUUCAGGAGGCCUGACGGUGAUACCAACCAAUAUCCUGGUCGGAUGCACAACCGGAUGAGGAGGGAGAGAGGUAACUCUCCGGUCUUCAGGAGAUUGCAUUACCCGCAAUCAGAGUCGAGAUCAAGAAGCCGUUCUCCAGUCUUGUGGAACGGCCGAAACAGAUCUCCUCCUCCGCCUGGUGGGUUCGGAGGGGACGAGAGGAUGAUGGAGAGAGUGAGGUUGCCUUUCCAGAAACGGUUUCCUUCGGAUCAAGAGAUGGGUUUCAUGUCACCUCCAAGAAACAGAAUGUCGUCGUCAUCGAGGUUCUUUGAAGGGAGGAACAAUGAUGCCGGAGAGAACCAUAAUAGCUUCAGGGAAAGGAAGUUCCGGCCUGGACAGAGAUUUGAUGCCGGAAAUUCUAUGAGAAGAGUGAACCCUGACAACAACAACCACUUUAGACCAUUUAUUCGCCACAGAAGAUUUGAGGGGGGUACGGAAGAGAGCAAUGGUGGGAACAGGUUUGAGAUGGUACAGCAGCGGAGUCGGCGGUCUGAGGCCAGAGAAGAUGACGGUGAUGAUAAUCGACCGUUCAGGUUAAACGGAGAAGAGUCUGUGGCGGUGGCCAAUAACAACAACAGCAAGAACAAAGAGUCGCGAUGA